This is a messenger RNA of Metarhizium brunneum ARSEF 3297, 1134 nucleotides long. Its product is annotated as Bifunctional protein GAL10. Gene Ontology annotation, molecular function: UDP-glucose 4-epimerase activity. Gene Ontology annotation, cellular component: cytosol. Gene Ontology annotation, biological process: beta-D-galactose catabolic process via UDP-galactose, Leloir pathway. Lineage: Eukaryota; Fungi; Ascomycota; Sordariomycetes; Hypocreales; Clavicipitaceae. The record is from RefSeq and is a predicted model, not a curated record.
AUGUCUGCUGGAACUGUUCUCGUCACCGGUGGUACCGGCUACAUUGGCUCUUUCACCAGCUUGACGUUGCUCGAGAACGGCUACGAUGUCGUCAUCGUCGACAACCUUUAUAAUUCCUCCGAGGUCGCCCUUGACCGCAUUGAGAAGCUCUGCGGCCGCCGCCCCGUCUUCUACAAGGUCGACAUCACCGAUGAGAAGGCCCUCGACCAUGUCUUCGCCAAACACCCCUCCAUUGAUAGCGUGAUUCAUUUUGCGGCUCUCAAGGCUGUCGGCGAGUCUGGCGAGAUCCCCCUCGAGUACUACCGCGUCAAUGUUGGUGGCAGCAUUGCCCUCCUCCGCUCCAUGGAGCGAAAUAAUGUCACCAACAUUGUCUUCUCUUCAUCGGCUACCGUUUACGGCGACGCUACCCGAUUCCCCAACAUGAUUCCCAUCCCCGAGAAUUGCCCUACCGGUCCUACCAACACCUACGGACGCACCAAGUCUAUGAUUGAGGAUGUCAUCAGGGACUGCGUCAAUGCCCAGAGGAACAAGCUGAAGAAGGCCGACCAGCCUUUCGAGCAGUGGAACGGUGCCUUGCUCCGAUACUUCAACCCCUGCGGCGCGCACCCGAGUGGUAUCAUGGGCGAAGACCCCCAGGGGGUCCCGUACAACCUGCUGCCGCUUCUGGGCCAGGUUGCUACAGGCAAGCGCGAGAAGCUUCUCGUCUUUGGCAAUGACUACAAGUCCCGCGAUGGUACCGCCAUCCGUGACUACAUCCACGUUGUCGACCUUGCCCGCGGCCACCUGGCUGCCCUCAAAUAUCUCCGCGAGAACAAGCCCGGUGUCAAGGAGUGGAACUUGGGCUCUGGCAGAGGCAGCACUGUUUUUGAGAUGAUCAAGGCAUUCAGCGCCGUGGUGUUUGGGCCAGAGAAUCCUGAACAGCUGAAAUACGAGAUAGUCGCCCGCCGACAGGGUGAUGUCCUCGACCUCACAGCCAAUCCAGCCCUUGCCAACAAGGAGCUCAAUUGGAAGACGGAGCUUGGCAUGGAGAAGGCAUGUGAGGAUCUAUGGAGAUGGGUCAAAAACAACCCUGAGGGGUACCGUCAGGAGCCCCCGGCUGAGCUCCUGGCUGCUAUCAAGACACCGUCUUCUUAA